UCUAGAGGUGAGUGAGACGCGCAACGUUUCUUUCUGCCAACUCGUCGAUGUAUCCCGGCAGAAGAUCUCGUUGAAUUUCUCGUUUGUGCGAAAGAGCUUUGCCGACCGCACAAGCACACAAGAAAUUACUAAGACUGACAGUUUGAUCUUGUAUGAGAAGAAUGAGUGAGAGAGACAUCAGAACAUUGAAUAGCCAACUAGACGUUGCUGUAAGGAAAAACGAAGGUGAUGAGGUUGACAGAUGGUUGAGUGAAGGAGCUUCACCAAAUGCUUGUAGUGAUUCAGGAUGGCCUGUACUUGUGACAGCUUGUGCGAGACACUUCUAUUCUAUAUGUAAGCUGCUAGUGAAGAGAGGGGCAGAUGUGAACAAAACUGAUUCUUGGGUAAGUGUUGAGAGUGAACGAAUGAAUGAAGAGAAUGAGAUUUAA
Corticium candelabrum is the source of this 428-nucleotide messenger RNA. Its product is annotated as mitochondrial disaggregase-like. The coding region runs from base 153 to 428 and encodes 91 amino acids. Gene Ontology annotation, molecular function: protein binding. NCBI's taxonomy places the organism in Eukaryota, Metazoa, Porifera, Homoscleromorpha, Homosclerophorida, Plakinidae. The transcript has 3 exons. The record is from RefSeq and is a predicted model, not a curated record.